AUGCGGCUCGAGCUGGACCGCCAGAUGACCAAUGAACGGAAGUGGAAGAGGAAAGCUCUCAAGGCGUCACUAGUGAUCAGCACCUGGCGUCGGGUCCUUGAGAAUGAAGGCACACUCCCGGUGGACUGGGCGAGUCCCACCGUCGAGCUCCAGGUUUUGUGGAACCCCGAUAGCCUCCUUGAAGACGACAUCUUCUUCGACCAGUCGGCAGCCUUGCAUUGCAGUUACUAUCACACACGGAUCGUUAUUCAUCGGCCGUUCAUACCUGCGAUGCGACGAGAAUCCAAUCCUGCUCAUCUCCCUUCGCUCGCUCUCUGUAAUACUGCAGCGCGAGCGUGCAGUCAUGUGGCGGAGAUUCAACAGAAACGUCGUCCCAACAACCCGAUCUGGUUCAGCCAGACACCUUUGUUUACCGCAGGAAUCGUCUUGCUUCUGAAUAUCUGGGGGUGGUGGCCGAUCGAAAGCUGCUGA
This is a messenger RNA of Mycena indigotica, 471 nucleotides long. RefSeq names its product Zn(2)-C6 fungal-type domain-containing protein. The coding region runs from base 1 to 471 and encodes 156 amino acids. The transcript is spliced from 4 exons. The record is from RefSeq and is a predicted model, not a curated record. Lineage: Eukaryota; Fungi; Basidiomycota; Agaricomycetes; Agaricales; Mycenaceae.